AUGACGUCACCAGGGCCACGGGCGCCCGUGACCUCAGCGCGUCGGGCGCUCCUCGCCUCCGGGCCGCUGCCGGCUAGUGUCGCCCUGCGGCUGCGAGAAGGUUACGCGCUGCCGCCGCCGGCGCUCUGGGGACAAGCGCAAGGCUACCGCAGAGCGGGUCUGGAAAAGGUGUUUUGCGGCCGUGGAGGCGCGCUUUACUUCCACAUCCGGGAGACCGAAAAGGAGUGCUUUAUUGAGGAGAUUCCGGACGAGACCAUGGUUAUAGGACGCAACUGUAUGACAAGCAGCGGGAGGAGUACCAGCCGCCCCCCCGGGCUUGGCAUGUUCGUGCCGGUGAAGGACCCCAAAGGACAAGGUCAUCCUGGCCCGGCAGUAUGGCUCUGAAGUCAGAUUCAAAUUCACCUCCCAUACCCCCGGCAAACACCAGAUCUGUUCUGUGGUCUCUCUUAGAGUCGGGAUUAUGAUAUAAUGGCCGCCUUUUGGUUUCUCAAACUGCCAUAUUCUUUUUUGCUCUAGGCCUUCUGUAUGUGCUAUUCCUUCUGGCCCAACACACUUCCCCCCAGCUAACUCCUAGUCAUGAAUGCAGUUCUAAAAAGCAGCCUUCCCUGACCAUCUAGACUAGACCAGAGCUAGUAUCACAUCAUUCUUAGCGCAUACCCUUCUCAGAAGCACGCAUCACCUUUACCUGUUGUUUGAGCCUCGCCUCAUUUGGUAUCAGACCAUAGGCUCCACGCGCAAGAAUGUGCCUGUCUGGAUCACUCCGCUUCUCUGAUGGCAGAGAGCAGAGCACCCCCCCACACACACACACACACACCUUUCAGGUAAGGGUAUUGGGCCCUAAGAUCACAUACUCUGGUCUGAGGUUACUCUCCAGUGGUCUCCCACCCUCCCCAGCCUUCAGCUCAGUCCACUCGUACUUUCCAGAGGCCAGUUAUGACCACACCCACAAAUGAGCAAAUCUCCAAGGCUUGCAGUGUUCCUCAAGCAUAUCCUAGGGGAGGAUGUGUCUGUCUCCGGGGCCAAGUGCUCGGGCUGUCCCCACAUCCCCUCCUCAUGGGGGGGGGGUUCUCUUUAUUGACAUCCUUGGCCUUGAUGAUUUGGACUUCAUUUUGUCGAGGGUGCCAACCAGUGAAUUUCCUUAUAACAGAAAAUGUCAGAUUCACAUGAGAGAUGACUAUUACAACAGGGCAACCAGCAGGGGUAGGAUGUGGGCUAGAUCAGGCAGAUGCAGGGGGUGCACAGAUGCCUGGUCAUCAAACCAGAUGUGGAGGUUGCGUUACAGGAGAUGCUGACUAUAAUGGAAACAAUUACUUGGAAUCCUAUUUUUAAAAAGAAGAAGAAAAGAAAGCAUCUCCUGAAAAAAAUUAACCUGUGACAUCAUAAAGAGAGACACAGGUUGGUUGAAAAAUAGUACGAAGACAGAGGUGUCCAUCUGAUUUCCUGGAAGAAGCCAGCAGUCCACGUAACUAGAGUAGAAUAAUAGCUCAUGAACCUGACUGGAGCCCACAGACAGGCACAGGAUCACCACAGGUACUCAGGUUACCCGUUAGGUGGGCCCAAACUGGACUUUUCUGGCAAGGGCUCCACAGGUUGCUGAGGU
This is a messenger RNA of Ailuropoda melanoleuca (giant panda), 1600 nucleotides long. Its product is annotated as transmembrane emp24 domain-containing protein 9-like. The coding region runs from base 1 to 384 and encodes 127 amino acids. The record is from RefSeq and is a predicted model, not a curated record. NCBI's taxonomy places the organism in Eukaryota, Metazoa, Chordata, Mammalia, Carnivora, Ursidae. The transcript is spliced from 4 exons.